Salvia splendens (bonfire salvia) is the source of this 2120-nucleotide messenger RNA. Its product is annotated as wall-associated receptor kinase-like 22. The record is from RefSeq and is a predicted model, not a curated record. Gene Ontology annotation, molecular function: calcium ion binding; ATP binding; protein serine/threonine kinase activity. Lineage: Eukaryota; Viridiplantae; Streptophyta; Magnoliopsida; Lamiales; Lamiaceae. The coding region runs from base 591 to 2120 and encodes 509 amino acids. Gene Ontology annotation, cellular component: plasma membrane. Gene Ontology annotation, biological process: protein phosphorylation; cell surface receptor signaling pathway. The transcript has a single exon.
ACCGCGCUCUCCCUCCACCUUGCGACGAUGGUGGCAGGGCAAGGCAUGGCAAGGCACGUCUCUGUCGAAGCCGGGCUGCAGGGAAAAGUGUGGAAACGUCGUCGUUCCAUAUCCUUUCGGCAUUGGAAUGAAUUGCAGCGCUGACGCACCUUUCACGAUUGGCUGCAACGAAAGCUUCAAUCCCCCGAGACCAUUUUUUAUGGUGCAAACAGGGUUCGAAGAAUUGGUAGAUAUCUCGUUGGCCACCAAAACAGUUAAGGUGAUGCAGUCCGUCUCUCCUCUCAAUUGCUCUAAAGAUAAUAAGAUGCGGCAGCUGGCGCAGCCCAUGGCUGCAUCUUACGCCACCUUCUCCAGCAUCUACAACAGAUUGGUCGUCGUCGGCUGCCAGAACGUCGUUUCUCUGCUCCCUUCCAACGGAGAAUGCAACCCCAUCUGCGCACUCUCAUCCACCUGCGAAGGAAUGAACUGCUGCCAGAGAGAAAUCGAGUUCUUCUACAGAAAUCCCAACGUCGAUACCAAUGCUUCUCUCACCUGCGGUUAUGUGUUCAUGACUGAUCAACGAAUAUGCUAACCACACCGACUUACACAACAUGACGGAGCCCAAAAACUUUUCACCCCAUCUCCGCACACCUUUAGUGCUUGAGUGGGAGUUCGAGAUAUCCAAUGCAACGACGCUGCCUGGGGUUCAAUGCGAAAAAAAUGAGUUUCCAUUUUUCUUGUUAUAUGAUGGACAAAACAUGAGCACGACCAUAUGUUCUUGCAAGCCUGGUUAUCAAGGCAAUCCUUAUUUGAGCUGCGAGGACGUAGACGAGUGCCGGAAUUCGUCAUUGAACAAGUGCCAAAUCGGGACUACAUGUGUCAACACGGCCGGUUCAUUCUUAUGUCAAGUUCAGGGUGAUAGCAAAGGAGCCAAGAUGAACACAGUAAUCAUCGGUAUCAGCUGCGGCUUAGGUGGGCUGGUUUUGCUCGGAGGCGCGUUGGUGUUUUCCAAAAUCGUGAGGAAGAGAAUCCAAGCCAGCCGUAAGAAGAAGUUCUUCAAGCGAAAUGGUGGAUUCUUGCUGCUGUCUUCUACUAAUAACACCGCCGAGAAUAUCAGAUUCUUCAACUCCAAAGAAUUGGCAUUGGCCACAGACCGUUACAAUGAUAAUCGCGUACUUGUUCGUGGCGGGCAAGGCACUGUCUACAAAGGAAUGCUACCUGAUGGAAGAAUCGUCGCGGUGAAAAAAUCCGAGAAGAUGGAUGAAUCCGAGGUUGGAGCAUUCGUGAAUGAGGUCACGAUACUGUCCCAACUCAAUCUUAGGAAUGUGGUGAAGUUGCUAGGAUGUUGUCUGGAGACCGAGGUUCCUCUUCUCGUCUACGAGUUUGUUCCAAACGGUACUCUCUUCCAACACAUCCACGAUCUAGGCAACGAGUUCCCUUUGUCAUGGAAGAUUCGUCUCAGAAUCGCAGCAGAAGUAGCAGCUGCUCUUGCUUACCUGCAUUACUCUGCAUCGGUCCCUAUCUAUCACAGAGAUAUCAAGUCGACCAACAUACUCCUAGACGAGAAGUAUCACGCCAAAGUGUCGGAUUUUGGGACCUCGAGGUCGUUCAACGUGGAUCAAACUCACGUGACCACGCGAGUGAUGGGUACUUUCGGAUACAUGGAUCCCGAGUACUUCCAGUCGAAUCAGUUCACAGAAAAGAGAGACGUUUACAGCUUUGGCGUGGUUGUGGUGGAGCUUCUGACGGGGGAGAAAGCAGUGACUGCAGCGGCUAAGGAGGAAGGAGGGAGGAGUCUGGUCGCGCAGUUCUUGCACUCGAUGCAAGGAGAUAAAUUGUUCGACAUUCUUGAUCCAGAGGUGGUGAGAGAGGGUGGGGUGGAAGAUGUUGUGGCGGUGGCGAGGCUUGCUCGGAGAUGUCUGAGUUUGGACGGAAAGCAAGGGCCGACGAUGAAGGAAGCGGGGAUGGAGUUGGAAGCCAUCCAAAUGGGGAAACUAGUCUCGAAUCUGCAAACUUGUGAUGAAGAAACAGAGCCUGCAAUGUCAAUUGCAGUAUAUGAUUCUUUGUAUACCUCAGACACCACCGGUUUCAGCACAGCUACAGAUUCAUCAGAGUUUCCUUUUCUGUCCAGGAGUUCAUGA